Messenger RNA from Aspergillus melleus, 2547 nucleotides. RefSeq lists its product as uncharacterized. Bases 1 to 2547 code for a protein of 848 amino acids. The record is from RefSeq and is a predicted model, not a curated record. NCBI's taxonomy places the organism in Eukaryota, Fungi, Ascomycota, Eurotiomycetes, Eurotiales, Aspergillaceae. The transcript has 2 exons.
AUGACCGCAGACCGCAAUCGGACGCACGGGGUUUUUGGCAUACCCUUGGCCUGGCGGGAGAAGUUUCGCUAUUCCAAUCUGUCUAAUAAAUCGAAGCGCAAGCAUUCACGAUGGAAAGAAGUCUUAUUCCCAUGCACACUGCCUGGGUCCAGAAAAGCCGAGGAAGGAAGUGACUGGAUCAAAGGGGUGGUCGUAUGCACCUGCAUCACCGGCCUGAUCCUCGCUAUCAACAUCAUCCUGACCAUUACGGCGACAGUCAUCGCCUAUCGGCGACAAAGCAAUCGAGGACAGUUCCAAAUGGCCGAAUUGUAUAAUGGACAAUGCGCGCGCUCCAGUCACUGGGCAACAGGACUCCACGUUGUGAUUAACGUGCUGAGCACAGUUCUUCUCGGAGCUAGCAACUAUGUCAUGCAGAGCCUGGGCGCACCGUCCCGGGCCGAUAUCGACCAGGCCCAUGCCAAGUCACGAUGGCUGGACAUUGGCACCGCCAGCUUUCGCAACUUUACAGUUAUGGACACCCGACGAAAGGUGUUAUGGGUGCUGCUUCUUAUUAGCUCGACUCCGAUCCAUAUGAUCUAUAACUCGGCAAUUUUCUCGUCAAUAUCGGAUUUAAGAUACGGCACUUUCAUGAUACCGAAUGAUCUGUCACCAAACGAGUCCUUGACUGGUGACACUACUAGCCAUGAGAUCUUUCUGUCCCACGUCGGCACCGAUGAAACAGCUACCCGAGCACAAAUUUUCAACGGAAGCUUUAUCAACGCGACGAAUGCGGAUUGCGUGUCCAAGUACAAUGUGGAAUACAAUACAAAGUAUGGCACGCUCGUCUUCGUGGCGGAUCGACAGCAUUUUCCCAACACCAGUAGUCUCAUGGUAUGGGGAUCCCACGCCUGGCCAGGGCCAUAUGGCGAGUCGAUAUACAACUACUUUAAGGAAAACUAUAUCCCCGUGGAUAACUGGACAAUGCAAACUCGGCACUGGAGCUACCGCGUGUGGAACUAUUCUGCACCUAAUCACAUACAGGACGAUUUUUAUGACAAAACUGAUGCGCUCUAUCGUCCGAUGUCCUCGUUUAACUUUCGCGAUGAUACAAGGCUGGGGAUGUAUGGCAGCUACAGCAAUACAGAUGACCUUCUAACCCUGGCGAACUAUAAUUUUGCCUAUAAUCCGUCUCGCGACGCCCUGCGCGAAUACUUGGACAAUCCUGCUCACUGGACGAACAGCUCUUGGGCAGCCAAUGUAACCUUUGAGCUGAUCGGCAAUGGCUCCAUAAAUUUGAAUGUUGGAUUCGAUCAUCCUGCUCGACACGUUCCUACGUCUCACUGUCUGAUCAAAGAGGCGGAAGAACACUGCCAGUUGUUUUUCAGUCCCCCGAUCGCGAUAGUAGUCAUCAUCUGCAAUGCUACCAAAGUCAUCUGCAUGCUGUUGACCACCCGAGGUAAGCGCAGGGAUCUUAUGUUGACAGUGGGAGAUGCGCUGUCCUCAUUCCUUACACGCCCUGAUUCAACUACCCGUGGCCGAUGUCUCCUCUCGUACGCGGAGAUGACUCGGGGGGCUCAAGCCUGGAGCCUGCCUGCUAUCGCAUCCGGCCAAUCGAAAGGCUACACAGUACAGCAGCAGGCCGCGAGCCCAACGACGCUCCCGCUGAAGGACUAUUCAACAUCUACGCAAGCAAUCCAUGAAGUCUAUCCCGGCCUUCUUCCUCGCCGCAAAAGAUGGUAUCAAGCAGCCAGCUGGACACGCUGGGCGACAGUCCUGUUCUUCUGCAUCUGCUCCAUAGUCGCAACCAUAUACCUUUUCGUCCUCACCAUUCCCUCUGGAAGCACCUUUGAGUCCGCCAUGAGCCUCGGCUUCGGAAAAACCAGCGGAGACAACAUGAUCGGGCGCCUUUCCAGCGACAUGAUAGCCCUCGUGCUUCUCGCCAACACCCCACAGAUCCUGUUAUCGGUUCUCUACUUCGUCAUCAACAGCAUCCUCACCUGCAUGCUCGUCGCCGCCGAAUGGGACCGGUACGCGCGCCACCGCCGCCCGCUGCGCGUUUCCUGGCCGCGCGGCCAGCAACGCUCAACUUAUUACCUUAGUCUACCCUACCGGUACAGCCUCCCUCUUCUUGCGCUGUCUGCCACACUGCACUGGCUGGUAUCGCAGAGCAUCUUCUUCGUUAAUAUCAGGACAUACUUCCCGGACGGGAGAGAAGAUGAGGAGAGUUCAUCUCGGGGAUGUUGCUAUUCUCCGAUGGCGAUGUUCAUUGCUCUCUGGAUGGGGAUUUUCGCUCUGGGUCUGUUAUUGGGGACAGGGGCUCGACGGUUCGAGUCGCAUAUGCCGCUGGCGACGCAUUGUAGUGCAGCAAUUAGCGCGGCGUGUCAUCCACCAGAAGGGGACGCGGGAGCUGCGGAGAAGCCCGUCAUCUGGGGUGAGAUCCCUCGGGGGGAGGAAGAGCAGAUGACAGAGUAUACAGGCGCAGGGACGGAGGAUGAGUCGGUGUAUGCCCACUGUUCGUUCACGUCUUUGGAUGUUGUGGAGCCUAGCUUGGGGCGGAUGUACUGCUAG